This is a messenger RNA of Melanotaenia boesemani (Boeseman's rainbowfish), 1254 nucleotides long. RefSeq names its product myozenin 1b (gene myoz1b). The transcript has 5 exons. Gene Ontology annotation, cellular component: actin cytoskeleton; Z disc. The record is from RefSeq and is a predicted model, not a curated record. NCBI's taxonomy places the organism in Eukaryota, Metazoa, Chordata, Actinopteri, Atheriniformes, Melanotaeniidae. Bases 86 to 913 code for a protein of 275 amino acids. Gene Ontology annotation, molecular function: FATZ binding; actin binding; telethonin binding.
AGGCAGUACAAUACAAGCUCUGGGAAUCUAAAUUCCUGUUCCUCUGGGACCUGUGUCUUCCUGUGGAUACCUGGGUCUUACAGCCAUGCCUUUCACAACUCCUGCCCCUUCUAACAAGAGGAAGAAGGCCAACAAGAUCAUCACUGACCUGUCCCACAUCAGCCAGAAUGAGGACGAAUCGGACCCUGAUGCUGCUGAGUUCGACCUGGGCACCAAGAUCAAGACUCCCAGGGAUGUGAUGCUGGAGGAGCUCUCCCUGCUCAAAAACAAGGGGUCUAAGAUGUUCAGGAUGAGGCAGCAGAGAGUAGAGAAGUUCAUCGUGACCAGUGAGAACAUGGUAAGAGUAAGGAAGACAAACGGUCUGCUCAUGUUUUUUGAACCCACAUUCUCUGUUCAACAUUACAUUUCCUGUCUUUUUUUCUUCCAGCAGAACCUUCAGAACCUGCUGAUGUCUCCUCCUGUUCCACCAAAGCCUGAAAUGCCGAAGGAAGAAAAGGUGGAAGAGAAAGUGAAUGAGGAGGUAGAGAGGGCAAAGAGGAGGAAGGAGUAUGUACGCACCUACAUAUCGCCAUGGGAACGUGCCAUGAGGGGCAAUGAGGACCUGGAAGCCACCAUGAAGGCCUGCAUGCCAGGACCCAUCCAAAUCCACCCGGAAAUGCCUCAGUACAAGAGCUUCAAUAGGACAGCACUGCCAUUUGGCGGCUUCGAUAAAGCGUCCAAGAUGCUGACCUUUGAGCUCCCACAGCUCAGCGCUGCCAAUGAGGAGCCGGAGCCUCUUCCCUCCCUGCAGGCCGACAUCCGCUCACGGCCCUCGUUCAACCGCACGCCCAUUGGGUGGGUCUGCAGUGAGGACAACUCACACAUCCACAUGGGCCCGGACAUCCCCUUCGAUGGAGAGACAGACGAUCUGUGAACACGCAUGCAGACACAAGCAUAUUUACAGCAUGUAGAUGGAAAAACACAAACAUCAAAAAAUGCACUGGACCUCCGAAACACCCGCAUACAUGAAGAAUGUGUUUUUGCAUGUGGGUAAAAUAAUGUGCAGAUUAUAACUUAUGCCACAAAAAACAGCAGCAUAAGGCCUGUUUUAACUGCAGAAGCACACUUGAACACACAAUGACAUUGACUUUAAUUGAACAGACACAUAAAAUAGCUUGAAAAUGACUCAAAAGGACAAAGUAUCUCCCAGGUCUCCUGUGUGCUUCCUCACCCCCUCAAUUCUGAAUGAGUCUUACUCUGAUUUUGCAUUCUGUG